UUCGUAUGCAUGUACAUCCAUACAAAGCAAAUUUGAAAGAAUCACGCCAUUGUGUCAUUCAGUUAAGAUGGCAGCAGAAUCGCUUUAAACAAAUCGCGGCGGCGUCCCAUCCGUCAGUUUUGGCGGGAAGACCGUAACGUCCGGAGCAAAAUGGUGGCGAAGGAAGCGUUGAUAGAACAGUUCCAGGCUUUGGGUUCAAACGUCGAGGAUAACGCCGUUUUAAAUAAAUGUCUUGAUCUUUGCGACUCGUAUGGUAUAGACGAGGAGACGUUCGUCGAGAUAUGGGUGGCAUUCAGCGUCCCACGUUAUAAAAGUCUUGAUCCGACUUUGGAAGGUCUUGGACAGCUGGAGCGUAUAGAAUUAAAAAAGGGAAAUAAACUGCGAGUUGAAAAAGAUCUGUCCAAACUUGCAGUCUACAAUUCCUGCAACUCCAAGCAAUACAAUGAAAAUGAUGACCUUCUUGAGAUGUAUGGAGGAAGAACACCUACUACGCCAAAAGUCAAGAGGCUCAGGAGUCCCGAGUCGGAUACGCCGGAGAGCGAGAACAAAGUACGUGCCGUGGAAAAUCAAUUUUCACCAGUUACUUACUCGCAGACGCCGAUUACUCCCACCCGUAAGUCGUCCAGGAGCUCCAGUGGCAAGGUGCUGCUCUCGUUUGGAGAGGGCGUGGUAUCUUGGAAGAAUAAUGAUAAAACGAGAGUGGAAGUGGAGAAGACCGAGGAUCCUCAUGUACCUGCCAAGGCGAUGUACAUGUUUGAAUUACUUUCGAAGAAGUUUUCGAUCAUGAAUCUGCUGUGUCAGGAUGUCGGUACCAGGAUCUGCGAAUACUGGCAUAGACAGAAAAACGACGAUGUACCUAUAACAUGGAACGUCAGGUCCAAGUCGCUAACAUAUUUUCGUACAUGGGGAAAAGUCGUGCACGAGAUGAAGGGAAAGCUUAACAAUAAAUCUGUCAUGUUGGUGGGUUGUAAGACUCCACUUGGACAGAAUAAAUCGUCAUGUGUGCGGAUGGACCUCAGUAACGUUGAACAAUAUUCCUUGUUCCCGGGACAGAUUAUUGCUGUCGAAUGCAAGAAUCCUACCGAGGAUUUACUUAUCGUUAAGGAAAUUUUCGCCCAUAAUUACGCACCCCCCUCGAAGCCGCCGCAGCUUUUGCAAAAUUUACAUGUUAUGGUUGCUGCUGGACCCUUUACUCCUAUGGACAAUUUAAAUUAUGGUCCUCUGUGGGAUCUGAUGAAGCAGGUGGUUCAGAACGAGCCUCAUUUAUUGAUUCUAAUUGGUCCGUUCAUUGAGUUUACGCAUCCUGAAAUUGAAAAGGGCACCAUUGCUGACACCUUUCAGGAAUUGUUCGAGCAGCUCGUUUCUAAGAUGAUGACUCAAUUGCAAGGGACGUGCACGCAGGUCGUCCUCAUACCUUCCAAUCGUGAUGCUCAUCAUGACCCUAUUUAUCCUACUCCGGAAUUCUUUGUUUCUAAAGCAGUACAAAAUCCUAACUUACAUCUAAUGCCGGAUCCUUGUAUGUUGAGUGUCCAAGGCUUUACUGUGGGAGUGACAUCUGUCGAUUCGCUUAUGCAUCUUGGUCGUGAGGAGAUAACUUCAAAUAUGAUGGGGAUGGACAAACUUGGUCGAUUGGCAAAUCAUCUUCUCAGCCAGAGCUGCUACUAUCCUCUAUAUCCCCCGGCUGAAGAAGUCAACGUUGAUAUGACACUUUGGGAAAAAUAUGCUUUUAUGGAUCAACAACCUCAUCUUUUAAUUCUUCCAUCGGCCAUGCGACACUUCUGCAAAACCAUCAAGGGCUGCGUCGUUUUGAAUCCUGAACGAGCUAACAAGUAUUUGUAUGCUAGACUCGUCAUUAAGCCUGCUGUUGCAGGAGUCUGGAAUCAGGAUAAAGUGUCAUGCGAGAUACUACAAAUCUAAUGAAUGUGUUACGAAAAAGCAAGUUUGACGCCACUGUAUAUUUUGUAUAUUAUUAUUGACUAGCUUGUGAUGAAAUAAAAUAUAGUUGCAUUUUUCUAAAGUA
Molecule: messenger RNA, 2020 nt
Organism: Cephus cinctus (wheat stem sawfly)
Lineage: Eukaryota; Metazoa; Arthropoda; Insecta; Hymenoptera; Cephidae
Gene: DNApol-alpha73
Product: DNA polymerase alpha subunit B
Exons: 7
Coding region: 151-1917 (588 amino acids)
Biological process (GO): DNA replication initiation; DNA replication
Cellular component (GO): alpha DNA polymerase:primase complex
Molecular function (GO): DNA binding
Source: RefSeq, a predicted model, not a curated record